AUGUCUGGGCAAAGAUCGGAAUGGAAUGGAUUCAUCGCUUGCAAUGCAAACAGAUCCUGGAUGGGUCAAAAACCCACGGGCUGCAAGCUCUGUGUUGAAGCGAUGCUCCGAUCUAUCCCAAGCUUUGCAAGUGCUUCAAUGCCUACAGCACAACCGCUUGGCAAAUGCAGUGCACUUGAGCGCCGCCAUGUCAUCCAUGUUAUGGCACGAUGCGGUUCACCUUCUUCAAGCUGCCGAGCGGAUGGAUCUGCGAACGGAUCAGAUCAACUACGGGGGAGCCAUCAACCGAUGUGCCAAAGGUCAUAGUGCAGACCAAGUCGCAGCAGAGGCAAGUUCACCAUGGCUAGUGGCCUUGGGACUUUUGGGACACAUGUUGCAGAAGUCUCUCCAAAGCAACACGAUUUUGAUGAAUGCCAUGGUCACUGCAGUUGCUUCCAGUUGGUCAUUGGCUUCUCACAUAUUUUCUAUGAUGCAAGAGCUGAGUAUUCCUUACAGCCAAGUAAGUUUUGGCGCCGUGUUCUCGGAGAAUUGGGCAAGGUCAUUGAAUUUGCUUCAGAAGAUGUCAGGCCUACAACUACAGUUGGAUUUGAUUUCCAGAAGUGCGUUGAUGAAGUUCACGUCCUGGCAGCAAUCCGUGAAAAUCAAUGAAGACACACGUGCAAGUGGUAUCCGUCCCAAUGCACAAUUCUUGAGCAUCAGCAUCACUGCAGCUAUGGGUGAGGGCUAUGAUGACAAUCGAUGGUCAAAAUCCCUGGAGCUGUUUGCCAGUGGAAGCUCACAGAUGUUACCAGAUUCGGGGAACUACAACAGCCUUCUUUUUGCAUCUUCUGAAUGGCGCAUCUCUUCAGGUCUUCUAUUGAAGAUGAGACUUGCUGGCUUGGAGCAUACUCCACUGGGCUGCAAGAACUAUUUGCAAACCCUUCGGAAUUCCCAAAGUUCCCAAAGAUCUCAGCUAUGGCAGGUGGCAGUGGCAACCACCAUGCUCUCAAUGAACAACGCCAACCUUCAAGGAGACCUCGAUGCCGAGCUGCUCCUGGCUGAUCUUUCACCGUGGCCGAGCUGCUUGUGCUGGUUGCGGAUGCGUGGCCUUGACCAUGCAGAUUUUCCAGCGGUGUGCAAAAGUCUGAGCCAGACACGGAACUUGGAGAGCUCAGGGAGCUCGGAGUAUUGGCGCCAUGCCCUGUCCAUCCUGCUGCCUGACGCUGAUCCACCAGGGGCAAUGGGGUACCAGGCAGCCAUCGCAGCAUGUCGUCACUCGCAGCACUCGCAGCUUGCAGAAGGACUUCUGCAGAGGAUGCAGAUGGAGAAAUUGGAGCCCAGCAGCAUCAGCUUCAGCACAGUCCUUGGCGCCAUGGCCAUGGAUAGUGAGCAAUGGGAAGAGACACUGGAGCUGUUUGAGCGCAUGAAGAAUCUGAACAUUCCCCAAACUGAAAGCAGCUACAUUUCCACUUUGAAGGCCUGCAACUGGCAAGAUGGUCUUAUGAUUUGGCAACAGCAACAGUUUGCACAUCCACUGACUGCAAAAUUCUGUAGCAAUGUGGAGGUGCAAACCUUAGUCCAGCGAUUUCGGCAUGUCGCAUCUUGCCGCCUUGCCUCGGUCGUCAAACGUUGGUUUCAGGCAAUGGAAAAUUUGGACCCCGCCAGUGUUGAGACGCAGCAGACUGUCGUCUCAGAGAUUUUCAGGUCAGCUGGAGAUGAGAAGUCCUUGACUCUUGGCUUGCUGUUGAAGGCCUAUGAUGUCGUCAUUGCAAAGCACGGCAUCAACGCCACCGAUCUCGUUGGGAUCCAAAUCUACCGCUCCCUGCUGCACUGGGGUCGCGAUCGCGACCGCCCCGUGGCCGCCACGGCUGUGCGGCAGCCGUUGGCGCCUUUGGAUCCGGAGCCGUUGUGGGAUCCCAGGCCAAGUCAAGGGCCUGUUCAAUGGAUGAGACCGAUGGUGAAAGCCGUCCUUCCAGAGCCAGUGGUGCAACUUGAGGCAUCUUUGAUGACUUUCCAGCGCCAGCCGCGGCCAGAGACUAUCAAGACUCUGAGGAAGGUGAUGGAUGCCUGGAUACGACAGGUGCACGAGACCCGUGAAAUGUUGCUACAAGAAAGGCACCAAAUGAAGCGAUGGAGAUGCCAGAGAUCUAUGGACUCUUGGAAGGCGGUCAUCGCCCGACGUCGAAUGUUGAAAGAGCAGCAACUGGAGGUUUUGAGUCAGAGAGAGCAGCAGACGAAGGCUGACACCUUUCAACACUGGAAGCACAGGAGACCUCAAGCGCCAGAAGCACCGGCGGCGCCGACGCCGGAGUUGGAUGUUUUAUUGGCCUCGGUGGCAUUUUGGAAACGCUGCUGUAGGAGGGCCAUGGAUGCCUGGCUAUUGGUGGUGCAAUGGGAAGCUCUUGCCACAAGGCUGCAGAGAAAUUCCAGUUUUCAGCUCCUGUCAGCUGUGUUCCAGGUUUGGGUGGAGCAGUGGCAUGAAGACCGAAAGGAAGCCGCCUUGCUCCAGCGUGCCACGGUGUUUCGGCGAAAGCAGGGACAACUUCUUGGUCUACAAUCCCUGCGCUGGAAUGUCAUCCUGGCACACCGAACCAGAGCAUUCCUAGAGGCUCAGUCUCAACUGGAAGAAGGUCUUCGAAUGAGACAACGCCGUGCUUUGGAGGUUUGCUGGUCCGCCAUGUCUAGAUACGUGGAACAGAGGAGACUCAUGAAGCUGUACAGAAACUGGGCUGACGUGCACUGGCUUCGAACACGACUGGGCGCUGCAUGGCAGGUGUGGUUCGCGUGGCAUCAAAAGCGAGGAAAAGUGGUUGCCAUGCGAAGCAGUGCUCAGAUAUUGGCAUCGUGGCACUGGCUUCGCGUGCACGCGGCAGCACAUCCAGAAAGGUUUGUAGCACGUUCUUCAGCGCGCGUGCCGCAUGCACCAUGGUGGCACGUAGCUGCUGCGGACCUGCUUUUCAGCCAAGCUCCCUUCGAGAUCCAUCCCCACCACAUGAAGGUCGUAAGGGAAGAGAUCCUCGCAACCUUUGCGGGCGAGCUGCUGAAGAAGAUGAUGCAAGCCUGGAUCAAACAGGCACGAGAUAUGCAGGAGGUCUUCCGACAAGCAAAGCUGAGAACGACCAGGAGGUGUGUGGAUGCUUGGAAAGGAGCGGCUACCAGAUGUCGACGCUUGAGAAAACUACAGCUGCAAGUCUCCCAUCAGAGGAGCCAGCAGAUGACAUCACAAGCUUUGCAGCACUGGGCAAACAGGUGGUCCAAUUUGGUUCAGCACCAGCAGAACUUGCGCGAGUUCGAUGUUGCAUGCUGGCAUCGAAGUUGCAGAAGGGCUAUGGAUGCCUGGCUAUUGGCCGUGCGAUGGGAAGCCUUCGUCACAGGAAAAAGGACUGCCACCAGCCUUGGGCUCCAGGAGACCAUCUUCCAGGCCUGGGUCGUGCAGUGGCGAUGCGAUCGCAAGGCUGCCGCUGUUCAGCGUCUCUCAGCACUCUUCCCUCGCAAGAGAGGUUUAAGGAAAGGAAUUGCAGCAUUGCGGCGGAAUGUGAAGUUUCACAGCCGCGAGUCUGCGCUUCGCAAGGUGGACGAGAGCACACAGCAGGCUCGUCGAAGAUUAUUGGAGGCCUGCUGGGCAGCCAUGUUACGGAACCUGGAAAAAUGCCAGCUGAUGAUUUUGUACCUGAGCUGGGCAGAUGCCAACCGGAUUCGCACACGCCUAACCAAUGCUUUCCACGCAUGGCUUGCAUGGCGAAAGUCUCGAAAGAUCGUGGCCAUGAGCAACGACUCACAGAUUCUGGCGUCAUGGCAUUGGAUACGAAGAACACUGGACCCACCCAGGUGUGGUUUCCAUCCUCGUUUUACCCACUUCGAAGACGCCUUCGCACGCACAGCUGCAGAGUUGCUGUUCGGUUCCAUUCCAUUUGAAGCUCAUCCGCAUCGCAAGGCCGUAAGGGAAGAGAUCCUCGCAACCUUUGCGGGCGCGCUGCUGAAGAAGAUGAUGCAAGCCUGGAUCAAACAGGCACGAGAUAUGCAGGAGGUCUUCCGACAAGCAAAGCUGAGAACGACCAGGAGGUGUGUGGAUGCUUGGAAAGGAGCGGCAACCAGAUGUCGACGCUUGAGAAAACUACAGCUGCAAGUCUCGCAUCAGAGGAGCCAGCAGAUGACAUCACAAGCUUUGCAGCACUGGGCACACAGGUGGUCCAAUUUGGUUCAGCACCAGCAGAACUUGCGCGAGUUUGAUGUUGCGUGCUGGCAUCGAAGUUGCAGAAGGGCUAUGGAUGCCUGGUUACUGGCGAGACAAUGGGAAGUUAGGGUCGCCCAGCAGCUCAAAUCCUCCAAGCUGCAGCUGCAACGUCAGAUCUUCGAGGCUUGGAAGACGACAUGGAAGGCCGAACGCAAGGAAGCACUGCUUCUUCUACAGUCCGACCGCUUGCAGCGACAACUCAGAUUGCGGCGCAGCUUUCGAGUAUUGCUAUGGCAUGCUGAGCACCGGCAAGGACAAAUGGGCUGGAUCAAGCGAUGGUGGAUCCUUGCCCACCUCUCCCGAAGAUCUCGGGAAGUUGAAGCACUUCAGCAGAAAGCAGAGAACUUCGCCAACCACAAAAACAGGCAAUUGAUCCUGGCGUUGCUGUCCACUUGGCACAUCUUUGCAGGUGCUCGUCGGGCCGCCUGCCGUGCUGGCCAAAGUGUCCGAAAGCGACAUCAACAGGUGCUACUGUUGAAAUGGCGCAACAGCUUUGAGGCGCGCGAAGCAGCUCGUGUAGCAAAAUGCCAGCAGGCAGUGAACCACUCAUUGGUCCUCCGUUCCUUUGCCGGUUGGGCCAUGUGGUACCGGAGGAAUCUGUCCAUUCGACAAUUUGCUUCGAAGGUGUUUUCUCGCCUCAGGAGGAAUGCUUUGACACUAUCAAUCCAUGCCUGGGCAAAGGUAGCGCGUGAGCUGGCGGCCAGAGAGACUCGCUACUUGCUACAGGUCAAUGAUUUUCAGCGGAAGCACAAGCGGCAGGCACAUCUGCUUCUGAUCCAAGCCUGGCAUAGAGAAGCCAAAGCUUCAGCUGAUGCAACACGUACUGCUCGACUGCGGAAGGUCUUCGCAUGCUGGCGACUUGCAUCACAAGAGCAACGCCUUCUUCAAAAGUAUUUGCAAGAAUGUGCAACAAUCAGCUUUCAGGGCUCGCAGAGCCCUAAAGAAGUUUCGGUUGGGCCCGCUGAUUUGGAACGCAUCUACCGAGAGAUGGCAGACUAUCGCUGGAAUGUUGAUGCGUGGGAUUUGUCCGACUGAGAAAUGUGCCAAUGAGCCAAGAAGAUUCAACAAAUGCUUAGGAUGUCCGGUAUGGGGCUGUAGGGGGUGGAGGAAGUGAAAAUUGCUUCCUGCUUGGGUUGCCUCUUCAGUAUGUGCUGACUGAUCCUUAUUUUUGAUAUUUUUCAUGUGGGUUUCUGCUUUGUGAC
This is a messenger RNA of Cladocopium goreaui, 5415 nucleotides long. Lineage: Eukaryota; Dinophyceae; Suessiales; Symbiodiniaceae. The record is from the annotation of a GenBank genome assembly.